This is a messenger RNA of Monodelphis domestica (gray short-tailed opossum), 2564 nucleotides long. It is a transcript of the gene SLC27A2, whose product is annotated as solute carrier family 27 member 2. Gene Ontology annotation, molecular function: long-chain fatty acid transmembrane transporter activity; long-chain fatty acid-CoA ligase activity. Gene Ontology annotation, cellular component: peroxisomal membrane; endoplasmic reticulum membrane; plasma membrane. Gene Ontology annotation, biological process: bile acid metabolic process; long-chain fatty acid metabolic process; long-chain fatty acid import into cell. The record is from RefSeq and is a predicted model, not a curated record. NCBI's taxonomy places the organism in Eukaryota, Metazoa, Chordata, Mammalia, Didelphimorphia, Didelphidae.
CCCCCGGAGUCGACCUAAAACCCAGCCCGCCUUCCCCCUGAUCAUCUGAGGCUCCGUGGUGCGUUCGAUUUGGCAUCUACGCUCUCGGCUCAUCCCUCGCUUUUAGGUCUCAUCCUUCUCCCUUCAAUCCCCCGCGUUCCUGUUUAAGGGUUGGUGUACACCAUCUCCUUGUCUCUAGUCUCCUAGAGCUUGUACCCCGGUCUUCCCUGGCCCGUGCUCCCGCGGCUUCCCUGAAGCUAGCUCCCCGCCCUCGCUCCUUCCCUCCCACUCUCCCGCGAGUCCGCCGCCCCUUUCCCGGAGUUCGCCCGCCCCUAGCGUCGCGCUGCACGCCCGGAGUUCGCCCGCUGCCCUUUCGGGGACAGGGGGCAUCGCCACCAUCAUGCUCCCCGCCAUCUACACGGCAGUGGCGGGGCUGCUGCUCCUUCCGCUGCUGGUGAAUUUCUGCUGCCCCUACUUCUUCCAGGACACUGGGUACUUCCUGAAGGUGGUCGGAGUGGCCCGAAGAGUACGCAGCUACUCGCGACGCCGGCCGGUGCGCACGAUCUUGACCGCCUUCUUGGAGCGAGUGCGCCAGACCCCAAACAAACCAUUUGUGCUCUUCCAAGAUGAGACUCUCUCCUACGCGCAGGUGGACCGACGGAGCAACCAAGCGGCACGUUUGCUUCACGACCGCCUCGGACUUCGGCAGGGGGAUUGCGUGGCCGUCUUUCUGGCCAACGAGCCGGCCUAUGCUUGGCUGUGGCUGGGGAUGCUGAAGUUGGGCUGCGCCAUGGCCUGUCUCAACUACAACAUCCGAGCCAAGUCACUGAUACAUUGCUUCCAGUGUAGUGGGGCCAAAGUGCUGCUGGCCUCUCCAGACCUACAAGCCGCCAUUGAAGAGGUGUUGCCAAGCCUGAAGAAAGAUGAUGUUACUGUCUGUUAUCUGAGUAGAACUUCGAUCACAGAUGGUGUUGACUCCUUGCUUGAUAGACUGGAUGAAACUUCUGAUGAACCCAUCCCAGAAUCUUGGAGGUCAGAUGUAGACUUUGCCACUCCUGCCUUGUACAUCUAUACUUCUGGGACCACAGGUCUCCCCAAAGCUGCUGUGAUAAAUCAUCGGCGCAUAUGGUACGCCACCGGCCUCAUCUAUGCCAGCAAUAUCACUUCUGAGGAUGUGAUCUAUACUUGUCUGCCCUUGUAUCACAGUGCUGCCCUCUUGAUUGGAUUAAAUGGAUGCAUCAUAAAAGGUGCUACCAUAGCUUUGCGUACCAAAUUUUCAGCCAGCCAGUUUUGGGAAGACUGCAGAAAAUACAAAGUGACAGUCAUACAGUACAUCGGUGAACUGCUGCGGUAUUUGUGCAACGUACCUGAGAAACCUAAUGAUCGUGAUCACAGAGUGAGAAAGGCCAUUGGGAAUGGCUUGCGAGGAGAUGUUUGGAGGGAAUUCCUCAGGCGAUUUGGAGACAUUCAAAUUUAUGAAUUCUAUGCUGCCACUGAAGGAAAUAUAGGAUUUUUUAAUUAUCCAAGAAAGAUUGGUGCUAUUGGGAAGCAAAACUUUUUACAGAAGAAAGCUGUUUCCUAUGAGCUGAUUAAAUAUGAUGUAGAGAAAGAUGAACCCGUCCGAGAUGGAAAUGGAUACUGCAUAAAAGUUCCCAAAGGUGAAGUAGGGCUGUUAAUUUGCAAAAUCACACAACUUACACCAUUCAGCGGCUAUGCUGGAGGAAAGGCUCAAACAGAGAAGAAAAAGCUAAGAGAUGUCUUCAAGAAAGGCGAUGUCUAUUUCAACAGCGGUGACCUACUAUUAAUUGAUCACGAAAACUUCAUCUACUUCCAUGACAGAAUUGGAGAUACUUUCAGAUGGAAAGGGGAAAAUGUGGCCACUACGGAAGUUGCAGAUAUCAUGGGGCUAGUUGACUUUGUCCAAGAAGUUAAUGUUUAUGGAGUGCCUGUACCAGGUCACGAGGGUCGAAUAGGAAUGGCAUCCAUCCGAGUAAAGGAGGACCAUGAAUUUGACGGGAAGAAACUCUACAAGCAUGUUUCUGAGUACCUGCCUAGCUAUGCAAGACCUCGAUUCCUAAGGCUUCAGGAUACCAUUGAAAUCACUGGAACUUUUAAGCACCGUAAAGUGACACUUGUAGAAGAGGGAUUCAACCCUGCUGUCAUCAAAGAUGCUUUAUAUUUCUUGGAUGACACAGAGAAAAUGUACAUACCUAUGACUGAAGAUAUUUAUAAUUCCAUAAGUGAUAAAAGUCUGAAACUCUGAAUGUCUCCAGGACUGCAACUAGAAAUUUAUCCAGGAUACAAUCUCUGAAUAUGCCUGAUCCAACAUUUGUUAUAAUCUAUUUUUAAUUUGAUUGAAGAUCAUAAAAUACAAUUCUCUAUGAACUUAUGCAUACUGUAAGGGAAGAGGGUUUUUUGUUGUGGUUUUGCAUUUUUUUAAAUUUAUCUGAACUUUUGCAAAUGCAAAGUUAUAGAGUUAAUUUGUUUUUAAAUUUGCACCUACUGUUUGUAUUUGCAAACUGAACUUAUUGAGGGAAGGGAGUGUGUUUUUUUAAAAAAUGAUAAUAAAACAGAUCAGCAUUAAA